GGUCAUGCCUCAGCGCUUCGGGACGCACCGCCGGCUGCGGCCGGCCGAGAGGUAAACCGCGCCGCGCUGAGCGCCGCCCUCAGAGGAGCUGCCGGGAGAGUGGACAGGGUCGGCACUCAUGUGAGAGGAUAUAUCACCAAACACAAAUUAGAAACGCUGAUCCAUCACCUUUCUAUGUGUCGAUGUUCUGCCUGCCAAUGUCCUGCUAGCUCUAGCUGUAAAGGGUAGCGUGAGCCGCGGCAAACCUGGGCAGCAGGCAGAAGAGAGCUGCCUAGGCUACAUGGAAGAAGUUGGUGUAGUGGAAAGGCAGAGAGACUGUUGGUUCCAGCAACAUGGAGCAUGAUGUCAGCUUGAAGUUCCGUCAGCAGCUUCUGCUCAUUGAUGAAAAUCUGGUGGCCGAAGAUUUAGCAGCUUUAAAAUUUCUCUGUACUGACUUGCUCCCCUUCAGAAAACUAGAAAGUGCAAAGUCAGCAGUGGACAUCUUUCAGCUUCUCAUAGCUGCAGAAUAUCUGAAUGAGGAAGAUACUUUCCUGGUAGCUGAACUCUUAUACAGAAUGAAAUGUCACUCCUUGCUCAAGAAACUUGGUUAUACCAAGGAGAAAGUGCAAGAAUGUCUGCCUAAGAAGGGAAGAGUGUCUCCAUAUAGGCAGAUGCUGUAUGAAUUGUCAGAGAACAUUACCAAUGAGAUGUUGAAGGAUAUCAUAUUCCUCCUGCAAAACCAUCUUCCAAAGCGACGGAUAAUAGUUUCUGCUCUGGAAUUGCUGAUUAUAUUGGAAAAAAAGGGCCUUUUAACUGAAAACAAUGUACAGAUGCUGGAGGAAGUCUGUAUGAAUGUUUCACCUGAUCUUCUAGAAACAGUAAACAGCUACAAAAGGGGAAAAGUAUGUCUGCCUCAGCAGGAGAAUACUCUGCCAGUCAAGGAAUCUUCAGUGUCUCACACCAGAGGCAUCAGAGUAUUCACUUCCCCUCAGGAGACCUCAAUCAAAUCUGUUGGUUCUAAUGUCAAGGAUAGCAAAGCAGUUAAUCUUACACAAGGCUUCGCUGAAAUGAACCUGGAGCUGCCUGGGAAAUUCAACGAUGUAGAAAAUGAAUCCAAGAAGAUGACAAGCUACAAAAUGGAUAGACCGCACAGAGGAUUUUGUCUUGUUAUUAAUAAUGUUAAAUUCGAUAGGUCUCUUCAGGAGAGGAAGGGUUCUUGCAAAGAUGCUGGCGAACUGGAGCGAGUAUUCACUUGGCUUGGUCUGGAUGUGAGGACGUACACAGAUCUGACGUCUCAGGAGAUUAAAAAUCUCAUGCAAACUUGGCAGCGUUUGCAAGAUCACAAAGACAGGGACUGUUUUAUAUGUUGUAUCCUAUCUCAUGGAGAGUCAGGAGCGAUCUAUGGGAAAGAUGAGGAACUUGUAUCAAUCCGCACAAUCAUGUCCCACUUCACUGCCAAACAAUGUCCACAGCUGGCUGAAAAACCCAAACUCUUCUUUAUCCAAGCAUGCCAGGGUAAAGAGAUACAGUGUCCUGUCUAUGUUGAAGCUGAUGCACGGAUUCCUGACUUGUCUUACAUGCAACGGAGUGUUUCUCCUUCUGAAAGUAUUCCUGAAGAGGCUGAUUUCCUCUUAGGCAUGGCCACAAUUGAUGGAUAUGUCUCUUUCCGGCACAUUCAACAGGGUGCUUGGUAUAUCCAGGCCCUGUGCAGCAAGCUACAGUUGUUGGUACCAAGGGGUGAAGAUAUUUUGUCAAUUCUUACAGAAGUUAAUGAAGAUGUGAGCAGACGUGUUGACCGCUUGGGGACAAAGAAGCAGAUGCCCCAACCAGCAUAUACUUUAAGAAGAAAAUUUAUAUUCCCAAUACCUAGAGACCCUCCUCCUUCACAGCAACACUGAGGCUUUUAAAAUACAUCUUUUUAUCAGUACAUCUCAUUUAAAUGCUGUUCACCACACUACCUGUUUUAAGGCAGUUAUCCAGAACCCUGAGGAACUGUUAGCUUCAAGGCAAGGCCUCAUAAAUUUUUUUGCCAAGCAAACUGUGAAACUGGAGAGGCACAAUUAAAACAAUCCAUGUGCAAGCUAUUUACAUCAUCUUUACAUUUACAUUAAACAUUUACAUCAGGGUUGUGAGAAGCAUGCUUCUAUCAUGUUAAACGUUUUUGAACCUGCACAGACUGCAGGUAUAAAAGCAUUUUCCUGACAGCAUAAGGGUUGCAUGUAGCCUUCCAUAUCUAAACCAGGAUUGUUAAUGGUCUGGUUUAGGCUUACUGUGUUUUAUUUUGCAGGCUAACAAUUCUAAGUCCUGCCUCUGAAUCCACAUAGAGAAAGACAAAGGUGGGAAUGAAGAGGAGAAAGCUUAAGUAGUAAGUGGAAAAGGAUUUCUUCCAUCUCUAAUUUAAAUUACAUUUAACCAGUUAACUACAGAAAUCAGUAAUUUGUUCCACAAUGUACACUGAUACCAACUAAUGGCUAACAUAAACCUCAUGUGCAAUGAGAUCUUUCCAAAACAGAGUAAAGCCAAAAUGCUGUAUAGUAUUCCCUCUGUGAAACCUUGUGAACUGUCAUUUCCCUAUCACUUCUGGGAAGAAAAGUUAGGGUAGAUGAUUUUCACACUAUGAAAUAUGGCAUUCAGUAGUAUAGGUAUAGGUUUAUCAGAUUGGUUAACUUUGUUAAGCAUUAAAUUUUCUGAUUAUCAUUUCUUGUUUUAAGGUCUAAAAUGCAGUUAUAUAGGAAACAAAGCUCCUUGUUAAUUAAGCUUCUAACAGCAUUUUGUGAGUUAACUGAAAUGAUGUCGUGUUGUUUUGUUAUGAGCAUUUACUAUGUAUGUCUUUGUCCUUCCUGUUUGUUACUGCAUUAAAUUCGUACUUCUUUUUAAGAGCUUGGUGAGAUAAAAUUAUGUACUGGGGUAAGGCUUAUCCUUUCUGACUGGUCCCUGCACUUUGCUGCCUCAGGGUUUAAGCUGAAGUGAAACUUAGUUUAUUUCAGCAGAACACUGAUUGUUAUAUAUGAUUACUAGCCAUAAGUUAGGGUAAAGAUUUGAAAGAGUCUGUCUAGCGCUGUUGGAUGCAAUUUUUAGUUUGCACUAUCUAGGAUUUUUAGGAAGGGAGUUUUGCAUCAUACAGAGCAUUGAAAUGCAGCCUGUUUGCCAAAACAUAAUGGUCACUUUUUAUCAUGAUGAAUUGAGAGUUGUGUGACCCAUCACAUUUUUAGUCUUCUAAGUUAGUACAGCUGCCACACUUGAAGUCAUAUCUGUGCCAGAGAUAGAAAAUCUUUUAUCUGUUAGUAACAUACUGUAAUAGAAUCAUGAAGUUUCAGGCUCGCAGUUACUGUUCAGGCUUGGUGUACUCUUGGGUUUUAUGUUUAGGUAACAAUUGCAUUUUCAUCAGUAUGGAGUAAACACUGACAACAAUUUC
Messenger RNA from Egretta garzetta (little egret), 3394 nucleotides. RefSeq names its product caspase-10. Gene Ontology annotation, molecular function: protein binding. Gene Ontology annotation, biological process: negative regulation of extrinsic apoptotic signaling pathway via death domain receptors; proteolysis. Lineage: Eukaryota; Metazoa; Chordata; Aves; Pelecaniformes; Ardeidae. The record is from RefSeq and is a predicted model, not a curated record. The transcript is spliced from 12 exons. The coding region runs from base 333 to 1877 and encodes 514 amino acids.